GAUUUGUCUUCAAACAUUAUCACCUCUCUUCCAGAAGGAUUGCUUAACAGGCAAACGAGGCUUGAGUCCCUGUAAGUAAAAUUUGAUAAGCCCUGGCGUACCCUACAAAAUUUCUGAACUUACUAUGAAAAAGAAAUUUUCUCUCCAAGUUGACUUAACUAUGUUGGGACACCUCAGCCCUGAGCGUUUCAUAUAAUUAAAAAAAAAAAUUGGAUACCCUUGGAAUCGAAUACAAAAUAUUAUAGUUUCCUACCAAAUAGGUAUUUUCCCUUUUUUCGAUAACCACGAUUAUGAAGCAUCACUUUUAAUUUCGUGAGGUAAUUCGUUUGUUCCCACAGGGACUUUUCUUCAAACGCUAUCGCUUCUGUUCCGGAAGGUUUCUUUGGCAAGCUAGCCAGGCUUGUAAACCUGUGCGUCCAAUUCGAUUCUUUAUCCAAUGCUAGACUCACCAUAAAUUACCUGAUUUCUCGAACUCCAGAGACCCAAAUGGCACCCGCACCUUGAAACGCUGGGACUUAAAAAGGAAAAAACAAGCAACUUUUACAGUUGGCCAACUUCUGCAGCCAAGGCCAACUCCAGCAGCAAGUUUCGUCAUUAUCGGUUGACUCACAUUUCUAUUCCACUACUGCAGAAACGUACACUCAAUUAUUUUUUUGUUUUUUUGUUAGAUUCCUCCAUAGGAACAAUUUACAACGCAUUCCGUACAGACUGUUCUUUGUCUUGAAACGACUACAGAUAAUGUGAGUAUACACGAGCACACCAGUUUGGAGAAAAUUGACCUGGAGAGUAUGGUGAGGUUUCUUUUGGCUGACAAAAUGCGCUUCAUAUUUGAUAAAAUUUAACGUAUAGUAAUAAUUGAUGUUGCAGUGGAAUGUAUGCGUCACUUCUGCCGUAAAAUACUUAUGCCUAAGAAACCAUUUACCGACCACUGAUGAUGGCGAAAAAGAAACCAAACUGUUUGAAAAGUUUCCUUAAAUGUAUCCAAUACAGGAGUUUUUGUUAACUCCCCUCCUAGUGGGGUGAUCUGAGUAAAUUUACAACACUAUGCGGUGGACUUUAGGCAGACUGCAUCGAGCAGUCUACAAUUUUGAGGAAAAUUUUUGCAAUUGCCCCAAUUUCGGAAUCAAGGCCAAACCACAACUCUUUGCGAGAAGUGCAUUGGUCUUUAACUGCUAACCAAUACAGAAAAAAUGUAGGAGACGGGACCUACGGUUUAUCGUCCAUCUCCGAGAAGACUAACCACUUGCAGAUGUCAUUGUUAAGGCAGCAGAUUCUUCUGUUAUUUGAAGACCCUGAGUGUUGGUCCGGCCUGGGACUUGAACCCUCGACCUCUCCUUCGACAUUCCAGCACUCUAUUACCUGAACCAACCAGGGGCGGUAAAUAUGCUUACAAUAAGAGUUACGACUAUAUUAAUGACGAUAACGAUCAUGAUAACGAUGAUAUAAUUCCUAUCAAUUUAUCUUUUACUUUUAGAACACUAUCCGAUAAUCCUAUAAAAACAAUCGAGCCCGGGGCCUUUAGCUUUGGUGUGUCUUCUAACACUAGGGUGUAAGUCAUUUUAACCAUCAGUCAGACUAUUUACAAAUGUUAUACUAUUCAUUCUGUCCAUUUUCAUUUUCAUUUUUUCACAAUAAUUCUAUUUUAUGGAAAAAACUCUCUUUGCCAGAGAAAGUGUUAACUCUCUAAUGUUUAAAUUUUCAUAUGAAUAAAAUUAUUUUCAAAAAGUAUAAAAUCUACUCAUAUCAUUCAUUGUUUCAUCUGAUUGAGACGUCAUCCUCAUUCAGCAUCUUCCUCGCUGUAUGCAGUUAUUCAAACAUUUUUGGGUUUUUUUGGCAAAACUAAUAGCUGUUUGUUACAGGUUUCUUAUGCGAACAAACUUGAAAAUAUUCACCUCGGAUUUCUUUACGGACUUCAUCGCUGACAAUCUUAAGCUGUAAUGUACCAAAUGAAUGUCUAAGAGAAUUAAAUCAAUUGACAUUAACUAACUAUUCCAGCUUAUCUGACGGAAAAAUGUUGACCGCCAUCUCGGUAUUUCGAACUGUAUGUUAUCAGACGUUUCAAGCCGGAAUGUAUCCAAUGAAUAAGACCAAAUACUGUCACAAUGUAAUGCCGCUACAAGAAAACACCAAUCGACAAAAACACAUCAUUGACAAGAUAAUGAAGAAAAUGAAAGAGAACUCAUGGUUUAAAGAUCUUUGACCAAGAAGAUGACCAACCAUAGUGCUAGUGAGGAAGAAUUAAGCCGAAAAUUUCCGGUGACCCAUAGUGUGAAAAUAGAAAAACACAGGUCCCAUAUCAACCAUAAUUCUCGACGACAACGACCCGGAAACGAGUGAGGACGACAAAUAAUUUCAUUAAUCACUGACAAGCCAAAAAUGUGCUAUGAGUCAGCGGUAACCCCAAAAUUCGCUUAAAUUUUCUGCCUCGUGUAGUUCAAGCCCCUCAUUGCACUACUUCAGCCACUGCAAAGUCACUUUCAAUAGAUCACCGAAACUAAGCGUCCUCUCGACUCUGAGUAACUUUUAAAACCUUCAGAGUAACUUUUCAAAGUUAAAAACACUUUGAAAAUGGCAUAACUUUUCCCAAAGUAAUUUCAUCGAUAGGGAAUGUUUUUAGGCAGGCCUGGUUUCACUGCAUUGGUGUUGUUUUACAAAAAUAGAAUCUCACUCAGCUAAUUCGUGUGUUUUUCAGUUUAUUGACGCAAAAUGAACACUGAAAUGGCAUCCUACAAAAUUGCGCAACGGCGUGCGUUUUUGACCCUCUUAAUAAAAAAUAAUUUUGCCCUCUGUAUUAUAAGGAAGUAAUCGUAUGUUGCCUCGUAAAAUAAAGACUCAAUAUCACUUCUAUUUUCACUCAACAAGUGAGGAGAAACAUUCGACAACGUCUCGUGUUUCUCCCUAAACCUCUUUCGUGCUCUAGCCGCUUCCCGCUUGCUUUACAACAGCACAUAGCACAGUCAAGCCUUCUCUGUUUGUUAAUUGUCUAUGAUUAAACUCUUUAGCGAAGUAUACGCCAAGAACCAGAUAGUAGCAGGGGCGUAAAAAGAGGCUGUUAAAAACUAAUUUUUAAAGAUGAACUUACGAAUAAUUCUCAAAAUAGCAGAGGCUUUUAUUUUUUUAAUGUACUGUGGGCUGCACUUGUGUUUCAGUAACUCGUGGCAAAGAAUUCCUCGGAUCAUUUAUUACUACAAUUCGAACAGGACAACCAUGGAAGUACAUCUGUCAGUAUAAUGUGUAUGGUCCAGAUAUAUCGAACGAUUCUUGGAUCUUAAUUGUUAUUCGCCCUUAGCACCUCAUGACAAACUAGUUGAUUUUGGUAGUCAAUACUUUUUUUUCCAGGAAUCCACUCGAUCCUCAAAUAGAAGUUAUCAAGUUCCAUCGUGAUGAAGCUUAUUUGCUUCAAAAUGCUAUGCUACACAUGGGUUUUACAAUAAAUCGUAUUGGACUUUACGACGUACUUCAACCCUGUUCACUGGGAACGUUUUCAAAAGGAAAUGGCAAAUGCACAGAAUGCCCUCCAGGUUUGUUUUAGUAGAUUCACUGUAAGUAAGACAUGCGACGUGUGAUUAACCCUUUAAACCCUAAGAGUGACCAGCAUUUAAUUUCUCCUUUCAUUAAUGCCACUGCAUCCUUCAUUACGAUCAUGAGAACAAGAGAACAACUGAAAUGUUCGCCAACUUACGAAGCUUUGAUCAUUUAAUGAAUUCUCCUUGCCAGUACCAAAGGAAAUAUAUAGUGGAGAGUGUGGAAUCUAUGGACACUGUUCUCAGGGUGUAAAGGGUUAAUUAACGAUUAACUCGUUCAGCUUUGCUUCACAUUUUGACAAAUGUCUUCCUAAACUCAGGUACCAAGAAUGAGUAAAUAAUAUGAUUAACGCACGAGUUACCAUAAUGUAAAAACUUUGCAAAAUAAGCGAUCUCGUUUGGCAUUUUCUGGAAAGACAUGCAGGAAAAUGCUACAAUGUUUAUGACCUGAAAUGGCAUCCAGGUGACAACAAACACAACAGUUACUGCAGACAGUAUUACAGCGAGUCGUUUGUCAUGUUCACCGGACCGCUUAUGUCCGCUGUCUCUCCUGGCGAAACGAAAUUUCAUUUUGAAUUAUAUUAUCACAUAAGAUAUGCAAAUUAUCGAGAGGGUGACGGAAAAGGAAACCAGCAUAAAGUAUAA
Messenger RNA from Pocillopora meandrina, 4169 nucleotides. Lineage: Eukaryota; Metazoa; Cnidaria; Anthozoa; Scleractinia; Pocilloporidae. The record is from the annotation of a GenBank genome assembly.